Ylistrum balloti is the source of this 2125-nucleotide messenger RNA. Its product is annotated as tRNA (cytosine(38)-C(5))-methyltransferase-like. NCBI's taxonomy places the organism in Eukaryota, Metazoa, Mollusca, Bivalvia, Pectinida, Pectinidae. The transcript has 9 exons. Gene Ontology annotation, molecular function: methyltransferase activity. The record is from RefSeq and is a predicted model, not a curated record. The coding region runs from base 22 to 1512 and encodes 496 amino acids.
CUUUGGAUCCGGACAAUCACAAUGAAAACAUUACGAGUUUUAGAACUUUACAGUGGCAUCGGUGGGAUGCAUUGUGCUUUAAAAGAAAGCUGCCUUCCAUUUGAAGUGAUAUGUGCCAUUGAUAUCAAUACCACAGCAAACAAAGUAUACAGACAUGCAUUCCCAGCUACCAAACUCUCAGAGUGUGGAAUAGAGACACUUACGGUGAAACAGUUGGAUGAAUGGAAGAUUGAUAUUAUAGUAAUGAGUCCACCCUGCCAGCCAUUCACACGAGUUGGUAAAAAGUUGGAUACAGAAGAUCUAAGAACCAAGUCCUUUCUUCAUCUCCUUGGUGUCCUGCCAAGACUAACCAACUGUCCAUCCUAUAUCUUAGUAGAAAAUGUAAAGGGAUUUGAGUCCUCACAAACCAGGGACCGUUUGCUGGAAACACUCCAUACCUGCAAGUUUAAUUUCCAGGAAUGUUUGCUGACUCCCCUACAGUUCGGAAUUCCUAACUCAAGACUCCGCUACUACCUCAUCGCUAAAAAAGCACCUCUGAAAUUCUGUUUUAAUACAAGUGAAAAGAUUCUCGAUACAAUUCCAAACUGUGCAUUAAGAUGGUUAUCAUACAAAUUGUGGAGAAGUCACUGCAUGACAAGUUCUGCCGAUAGUUCAGGGGCUUGUGGAACUGCCACAUCAUCUGAUGUUGGAAUGGACACCACACAGAAUGACCAAGUCAUUGUAUCAUCAUCUGUUGCCACAGAAAUCACUGACACUCAGGGGUCUGAUCAAGCAACUUCACUAUCAACUAACAUUUAUGCUACCAGUGAUACACAGACCAGCAUCAACAGUAAAAACAUACAGACAUGUUCACUAAAGUGUUCAGCAAUUUCACGAGAAGAUCAAGGAAGGCAAUUUGUCCCACCAGAGGUGUUAAAGUCUGACUGUCAUUCAGUUUUAUCUGGAAAGAGUAAAUUUAAAGAAAGUGAUAAAUAUCAGGCACUACUUGAAUGUGGACAUAACAUGAGACAGUUAGAAAGUGAUGUUCGUAAACUUUCUGAAGAUUGUGUUAAGCUUGGACACUUUCUGGAACAUUUUGAAGAUCAGUAUUUUGAUGCAUAUAAACUCACAGACAAGGAGCUGCGCCGGUUUAUAGUGAUGGACAUUGUACACCCCUGUCUCACCAAAACUAUUUGCUUCACGAAACGAUAUGGUCACUUUAUGGAGGGAGCAGGAUCUAUCAUACAGAUGACCACAGAUGUUCAGGUGGUAAAGAGAGCUAGUGAAUUCAAAGACAGUGCCAUGGAGUUAAAGAAUCGUGAUGAAUGGGGAGAAGAGGAUAUGUCCAUCAUCAGGGCCCUACAGCUACGCUACUUUACGCCUCGAGAAAUUGCCAACCUUCUCUGCUUUCCACAGAGCUAUGGUUUUCCAGAAGACUUGUCCAGAAUACAGUCAUAUCGCUUGUUAGGCAACAGUCUGAAUGUCCAUGUUGUGUCUGUUCUGUUGAGGAUGUUAACUGAAGGCGACACCUGAUAGAGAAUGAUAUCGCAGAUGGUGUCAUGUUGAAAGAUAUGACAUGAAAAUUAUUAGAGUCUUCACUUGAUGAACUUCUCAAAGAGGGAUUUACAAGUCUGCACAUCCACUCUCAGUUCCCAUGUAUUUGAAUUUGAUGGUAGAUGAUGUUGACAGAUUUACUUGGGUUUUUAAAACUGCUGUCUCUGUAGUAGUUCCUCUCUAAUAUGCUGAUGAUUUUGGAUGUUAUUAUUCAGGACAUGAAACAAAAGAAAAAUCCAGGAUAAGCACUCUAUCCACUAGCUACAACAAAAAUUGAUCCUAUCCUGAUACCAACACUGUCCUGCUAGUGAAUUGUUUAAAAGAGAUUUAUAUAAAGUAACAAAUUUUAAAGUAUGCAGCUUUGUAUAAUUUAUUUAAAGUGAAUGAUACUUUUUUAUGUUUGAACUAAUCAUACUGACUGUAUUACUUAUUUUACUACGUAUGUACCUGCCCAGAUGUCUAUAAAUAUUAAAUGCUACAUGACACACUUGACUAUUAAGAGAGACUUGUUUCUAAGGAUUACUGGAAUGGAUUUAAGCUUAUGGUAUAUUGGGUCUUGGUUAACACUGGAUAUAUUCUGGAAUCAAUUGAU